UCUGGUAUCAUUGUCGGUUAGGGUCGUCAGUUUCUUAUUCAGGAGUUUAGUAAGCAUUUCAACAUACCACUUUCCAGUGUCACCCCUCGACAAACGCCAGGAAUUGUAGGGUUAUUUUUGCCUUGCAUUGUGUUCUACAAUAUGGAGCGAAUAAUGGUAAAGAAAUGUGAAAUAAAACACAUUCAUUGAACUCUGAAUAAUUGUGGAAGGAACGUUUUAAUUGUUUCAAUGCAUUCAUGAACACUGUUGUUUUAACGUAGAAAUAAAGGAAUUUGUUGGAAUGUUACUUUCUGGUCUACCAGUGGUCAACCAGUGAAUCUACGCAGGUGUCUUUGGGUAGUACAGUCGGGUGGAACCGAACGAAGGAGGUAGAAGAAGAACAUAUUGACGUUAUGAUCACAUGACUACAUAAGUAUGGGGGGCGAGAACCGAAGAAGCAAAAUGGCUGAUGACGAUCCGUGGAAAUUGUGUGAAGACGGUUGUUUAAAUGUAGAUACUGAUUCGAAGAGUAUUAUUUAUCACCCUAAUUUAAAUAUUAUACUGGUUUCAACAAAAACGUCAGAAGUUCAUGUAGUCGACGUGAAUUCAGGCGUGAUUUUACAGAAGAGUUCUUUAUCAGGAAAAGGAGAAGGUAUUCUCCAUGGCCUGUACCUACCUUGUCAUGAUAAGAUACUUUUCACCGAUGGGAAAGGAAUUGGUGUCCGAAGAGAUUAUAAUGGUGUUCUAUUGUUGGAUACCAUCCUGCAGACACCUGUCACCAAGCCAGAUGAUGUUGUGAAGUUGGAGUUGUUGCUGUCAGAGGCAAUCUUACUGCAACACAGUCUGAGGUGUGUUGAACUACCAGGGGUUGAUCAUACAGCAGAAGUUCUGCAGGAGCUUGGGAACAAAAUCAAGGAAGGACAGGGAAAGCCAAAGAAAGGGACCAAAGCCCAGAAGUGGAAUUCAAUAUGUCUGGAGCUCCCUCACUGUGCUCUGAAACUUGUAUGUGCUGGGAUGGUUCAGGAGUUGAAGCGUCAGAACCGUCAUAUACCAGCAUUAUCAAUAGCAUCAGCCAUAAAUGAGCGACUGAAUUGCCUGCUGCCAACAUUUUCCAGCGAGGGAGUACCAGCUGAUAGAGCUCUCAUGUUCAGUGAAGCAGCUCGCAGGGACACCUUCAUCAAGUGGCCACAUAUGAACUACAAGUGGGCUUUACCAGACCAAAUGGCACAAGCAGGGUUUUACCACCAGCCCAAUUCUACAGGGGAUGACCGUGCUAUGUGUUUCACAUGCAAUGUUUGCCUUGUUUGCUGGGAGCCAACAGAUGAACCGUGGUCUGAACAUGAGCGCCACUCUCCAUCUUGUCCUUUUGUGAAGGGCGAGUACACUCAGAAUGUUCCUCUCUCAGUGACAUAUGCAGCAUCCCCUGCCAUAUCAUUUGGGGAUCAGGGUGAAGAAGUAGCUUGCAUCGGAACUUCAUCAGUUCCUGAACUAGUUGCUACAGCUACGCAGCAUGGUCUUGUGGCAAUAUGGAAUAUCUCUAGGCAGUUGAAGAAGGAAGUAUGUUUUUAUAUUACACCGUCUGACCCUGCAAUAACGAGGUCACAACCUCAGGACAGCAUCGGUUAUAGUGAUAUCAGACAGCGGGAAGCAUGGCCUGAAAAGAGUGAUGAUGCUUUUGGUUCAGAAGUUCCUUCCUCCGAUAUUGUGGAGAUACCUCUAUCUGAUAUUGCAGUUGAAAAUUUAUUGGGACCUCCGCUAGGCUGUCAAGACAUGGAAUUAACAGCAGUGUCUAUAAUGGGCAGUCCUCACCAACAGAAGAGUCAGCGGCAUCUGAGAAAGAAAAUUACAAAACCAAUUCAAAGUGGCAGUAAUGUAGCAAUUCGGCCUUGCCUGGUUGGGGGUAUUAGUGUUAGUCCUUCUGCAGUAUCCAGUCAAAGAACUAACUUAGACCUUGUGUGGGGAGGAAGUAGCGAUGUCAUUAACUCUCCAAUGGUACGAGCCUUGAAUGACGUGAAUGAAGCUAGUAACCGUGAAUCUGCUGCAUUGGAUAUCAUGAAAGUCCGUGAGGGUGAAUCUAGUUGUAACAGUGAUCACAGGUCAUCCAACAAUGCUGUGACAGUGGACCGAAAGAAAUCAUUAUUUCUUGUUGUGUAUGAUUUCCAUUAUCAUAACCACAUAAGAGAUGAGUGUGGAGAAAGUAAAGAUGAUGGUAAUGGGGGAAAGAAUAAUCCAGGUCUUGCCGGAAACAGUGCAAAGAAAGUUGGGUCUGGCACAGGAACGAGUGCUUCUUGCUCUGGAACAAGACAGGAGAAUAACAACAUGUACCCGGAAAUAUUCCUUUCAAAAUUUCUCUAUGAUGUACCAGUUAUUGAGGAUAUGGACACAGAUAUUGUUAUGGCUCCACCUGAGUGUUUAGUAGAUGGGUUAGAAUUCCCUGCAGCCUCAUCUUCUGGAGGUAUCUAUCCACCACCAGUCGCAGUUGCAGCUCCAUCAGGUGGAGGAGUAACAUACGAUUCUUCAUCAGUCAAUGUGACAUUUUCUGCCAUAAAUGGGGGCAUCAAUAUGUCCAGUUUUCCCUCCACCUCGGAUAGUAGCCCGCCAGUGAUGAUAAAAGUUAAUCGUGAGUCCAAGAAAGAUAGCUGUGUUGGUAGUAAUAAGACCAGUGUGGAUAGUAUCACUAGUUGCCAGCUUACAAAACAACAUGAUCCAGUUGUAGUGCAGUGUAUUGCGUUACCUGAUGUGUACAAAGAGAUGAGAAAUCUGUCCAUUUUGGGAAUCUAUCCUACUAAGGAUGGUGGUCACCUGCUUGUAGUGCUAGGUUCUGCAGACUGUGAUAGUAACGAUAGUUAUAAUUCAGUUUCUGGUUAUCAUAGUAUAAUGUCUGUGCCACUAAAUUCAAAGCACGAAGGAAACAUGAUGUUCGAGUGCAGUGAUAAUGACAGUGAUAUGGAUAUUGACGUGGAUGACGUAGCAGGAAACAUGGGACUUGCAACUAACGUGAAAACCACGUCUGUGUCAGAGGGCAAACCUGUUGAACAGCAUCCUAGACAAAACUUUGGUUUCUUUCAUGAUGGUGAUAUAUUUCAGGAAGGUUUAAAAAUGCUAGACAAUAGUGACUGCAAAAGGACAGACGCAUUGUGUAAAGGGAGCGUGCUACUAGUGUACGCCCUCAACUUUGAAGGUGACGUAGUGAAACUGGAUGAGACGCCUGUGAAGGUGAGGAACUUCGGUAUAUAUGGGGAGUGUCCUGUGGAAGUGACUCUUCUCCCUCUGCUAGAGAAGGAAGAUAACGGCGAUUCUUGCAGUAAUCUUCUGACCCUUGUAAAAGGAUGUCCACAAGGAAUGGCAGUAUUGGUUUGCAGAGAUGGUAUUUUGAGGAUUAUUGACUUGUCAACUUUGAAAACAGUAUCCCAGGCUGUGCCAGAGAAGAAAGGCACUAAAUUUGUGUCUGCUACAUAUUGUAAUAGCUUGGAGAGGCUUUGUGCCUGUACAGACAAAGGUUCAUUACAUUUCUUUAUGCUUAAUGAUGACAGCAGUGUGGAGGAGAGAGAGGAAGAUUGCCUCAGCCAUGUGAAUGACUUCUGUAUGUCAGUAUCUUCACAUAAUCUCAAUUACCAACAGAACAGUAGUGUUGGAUCACCACUGCCAACUAGUAAUAAUGAAGUUCCUGAUACUAUUCAUGAACCCUUUAACACUGUAGGUGCAUCCAGAAGUACUCUCUUGCCCAAUGGCAAUGCAAAUUCAAGUAGUGAUCAGUUGUUGGUUAACAAGCCAGCAUUAGGUAUGCCAGAACUGCAUUUGCUUCAUGAACUGACAAAAUAUGAGAACUUAUCCCCAUGCUACGCUGCUACUGUUCCACCAUGUUGGAGUGAGAUGAUGCAGGCUCAGAAGCAGCGACGUCAUCCACAACAUUUGCAACAGGGGGAUGAUCUUCAGCACACUAGAAGCUGGAGAUUGCAGAAUGAUGCCACAACAUGGGAUGAGCAUGUAUUUGAGAUCACUCUCCCUCGGAGCUGCUGCAUUGGUCAUGUGGAUCUGAAAUUCUCACUGCAUGCUCCUUGCCCCUCACCACCUCACAUCCAGGUCACACUGCUCAAGCAAAAUGCCAAUGGCAUUGGUAGGAAGGAGAAGAUGUUCACGCCACCUGUUGAUGAGCCAAUAGAUUUCAAUAUUAAUAUGCAAUUUGAUGGAAACACAAAAGGCCCUGUGGAAAAUCCUGUAACUUCUGAAGAGUAUCUGCGUGACCAUAAUACUGAAAUUUUGUGUGGGCCAGUGAAUCUUGCUUCCUGUCUUGACUUAUCGGAUCAAAGUGGUACUGUUACUCUCACAAGUCCUAAACUGUUUCGAAUACGAGGGCGAACACUUUUAGUGCACAUAAAAGCUCUUGGUGAAGAUAAAGAAGCAGUUAAAGAAAUGACAAGUAAAAUUCGAAUUGGCGAUGAGAAAGUAUCUGCUUCAAAAAAGAGCAAACUAGACAGUGGAAAAGGAAAAUCAGUAGACCCAGUGUUGGACUAUUACCUGCACGUGCCAGGCAAUACAGUGGAUCGUCUUGCUAGUGCAGCUGCCAGUAAGAAGAUGGAAUAUUACUUGGGCUGUGAUUGGUUACAUGAAAUAUCCAUCAGUAUUAGGAGAACUAAGCAAACUAACAUUCCAAAUGAAAGGAACCAGCGCUGUGCUAUGUUGGAGUCAAAUUCAUUUGUUGAGAAGCUUGUGAAAGUAGUUUGUCUUGAGGGACCUGACAAGACUGUUGUAGCUCAAAGUAUUGCUUUAGAUAUUUUAAUUUGGGUGACGUCAAUAAGGCUCAGUAGGCAUAGAACAGCCAAAGGAGAUGCAAAAACACAACAGUUGGAACUAGCUAGAAUUGUUGAAAAUAAUCUAAUCUCACUUAUUAAACAUUGCAUACUACUGUCAGGAAGAAGUAUUGCUCACAAGUGUGUGAAGCUUAUCAUCAUCUGCAGUGAGGGAAUGAAGAAUGUUUUAGAUUCAAUAACAGUUCAGUUUGAUGGCUGUGUUCUUCGAGCAUUGCUGGAGUGGUUACCCAUGAUAUCUUCUUGUAUAUCAGCUGGAGCACUGCAGUGGUAUUUCCUGCUCCUCAGUCGUGUGAUGUCACUGGAUGUUUCAGCCACUACAGGACAGAAAUGUGUUACACUUUUGCAGCAAAUAGCACAAGAAAUGAGUGCAAGAUCCAGCCCCUACCACUUACUCUUAAGGACAAGAUUUGGUUUGUAUAAUACUCCUUUUGAACCAGAACUGUUUGACAUUGAACCACCAGUACCUGCGAAGUUUUCCUCAGUUCCCAUAACUUACGCAACGGUUGUUAGCGGGGAAACAGGUGGAGGUGCCAUGGUAACAAGCUCAGGAGCUACUGCUGGAUCUGCGGGUUUCGGUUUAACUUCUGAUCUGGACCUGAGGGAGCUGCUGGGAGUUGGAGGUGGAUGUUCCAAUCUUGGGGAUAAAGCAGCAGCAAUGAGAUUUAAAGGCCUUACUUCAAAUCAUUACAUGAAGGGGUUAUUGGAAACAGAACCUUUGCACUUCACUUGUCAUGCAGCCAGUGAUGGGACCAAAAUGGAAAAGAUAGAACCAGGAUCAUCAUCCGGUGCAAGUGGCUCUGUUCCUGUCGGGAGUUUCUUUGACCCAACAAACUUCAUUACUACAAAUUCUGGUUCUAAGAAGGCAGAUACUGAAUUUAUCUCAUUUUAUGAAGAUGUGAAGAAGGAAGAUUACUUUCAAAUCAUGUCCAAUUCAGGCGUGAAGCUAAAGCGCCAGUCCUCGUACACAUUUGAUAAUAAGAAUAAAUCUAAGGCCAAGGCACCGAUAGUGGUUAAUAUGUACAGUCAAGGUGGUGGAGGUGUAGGAGAUGCAGAAACUAGUUCAAGUUCAUCAUCACAACAGUCUACUGUCUCAGGUCCACCUCCCACCAGAUUCACAAGUUCAGGUAUUGGUUUGGCCAAGGAACAUUCAUCAUGUGAAAUAGACAACAGAAAACAACAGGAAGUCAGGAAGGGUGAUGAAGUGGGCUCUCUGCUAUUACCAUGGCAGCAACUGUUGAUGAUGCCUCCUCAGCACAUGCUUGUCAUUGAGAGGAUGCACUCGGGUGCAAGGAGGUUUGUUGUCCUUGAUUUCGGGAGCCCAAUUUUGCUAACUGAUCUCAUGAUACCCUCGUGUUCUGACCUUGUGUCUCUGUCCAUCGAUAUCUGGUGUCAAGGUGAAGAAACAGAUGGUCAGAGGCUAGUUGUAGCGUCUGACAUUGGAACGAAGUCCCUGGUUAUGAGUGAUCUGCAACCACCACCAAUAUGCAGAUACCUCAAGAUCACGACCAUCGGAAGAUACGGAAUGAGUACUACAAGAUGUAAGAUUCCAAUAGGUUCUUUCUAUGGACACAUAGUUAUUCUACCUGGCGAAUGUUAUCCGGAGACAAGUGAAGUUCAAGGCUUCUCAGAAAACAAUAUCCAAGCUCAAUUGUCUGUGCUGUCAGCAUUGUUUGAAGACAUUCACUGUCGCUAUAGUUUAGCUUGUGCCAAACUCCAAGAGUUCCUUACUCCUUUGCUGACUUCAGAAAUUCCUAAUGUAGUUCACAUGCACCAUUAUCUUCAGAGAGGAAGAGACAUAGAGAAGUACUUUCCUAGCCCUGAGGGACAAAAAAUUUUGACAGCAUAUCAGGAAUGUGUGACAUUUCAGCAUCAGUUAAAUUUAGUUCGUAAUGUCAUGCGACGACUUGAGUCUGCACAAGGCAAAGUGCAUUCUCUUCCGGACAUAAAAGGCACUCCGAGAAUGCUGUCUGAAGCUUGUACAGACAAGUUACGAGUUCUUGGAGAAGGCCUUCUUGAUCUGUUGUUGUAUUUGGUCUAUGAGAUUGGACCAGUGCCCAGGUUACCAUUGGCAUUGUAUGAGUCAUUUGAUCAAGGUAUGUGUGAACAUUUGUUCCAUUGCCUUUGUGUGAAAGAAGACACUCGAAUGCAGUUGUCAGCAUGCACGUUACUUGUGAGGAUGUGUGGACUUCAGCCGUGGUGGGGCGAUUUCUUGGCGAACACUAUCACCAGACUGUACAGCUCACAGAAUACAUCCAUUUUCCCACAAGAUAGCAAUAAGAGUUUGUUAACGUACUUGGGGAGGAAGUCCCUAGGUGGUGGUGCUACACGAUGCUCAGUUUUGGAUAGUGUACUGGGAACUCUCACCAGACUUCUCUCUCCUCUCACAACUCAUCAAGCUGGAUUUUUGCGCGCUGAAAUGGAUUUGUCCCUCAUUGGCUGGAUCCUGCUUUUUCUCUCAGUUUGUCUUGAUACUAAUGGUACAUCUGGUUGCUCUGAGGAAAUUGCUGAUAAAUCUAAGGACAGAGACCAAGGUACUGCUUCACGUUGGGAUUUUAUCCAAGGAGAAGUCGCAAUGCAGCGACGAAUGGCCACCACAAGUCGCUGCAAUGCUUCUAGAAGUUACAGGCGCAAAUUGCAGAAGCGUCUCAUGCAUCAUAAGCAGCAACUUGAAGAUCUUGAAGCAGCAAAGAAAGCAUUCCAUGCAUCAACGCAGGCAUUGUCAGCACUCUCAAGUCAAGCAGCAAACUUAUCCAGCAAGUUAGAAGCUGCUUUGAAACAGCAAGAACAGUUCUUUAAGAAAACAUUGAAACAACACUCAGCCAAACAUUUUAAGGAUAUUCUUCAAAUACGUCGGAAUGAUGGUCCGACACUACUCAACAAACAUGGUUUACCUGUUCCAAGGACAUCUAGCACAACGUCUAGGGAGAGAGAUGAGAGCGAAACGGAGCGUGACCUGAACUUGUGUCUCCCGCAGUCACAUUGCCUACCUGUAGCAAAAGGACUUGUAUCACUUAUUCUGCAGAUGGACUUCACUUGCAAUAUAGAUAUGUUCUUACUGGCAUGUAAAGUUGUAGCUCGCAUUGUUGUAUCGACGAGACCAGCUAUUACACUUGGUGAGUUAAUGACACAAGAUCAGUUACUUCAUUUGGUGAGACUAGCCGUGUGGAAUGAUCAGCAUAAAGCUUCAUGGGGUGGCCCAUGGUCUUCUCAUGCCAUCUGCUGCCUGCUGCAAGAUAUUCUGGAAGGAGUGAGAAUGUAUCCUAAUCUGUGCAGCCAAGAAGGAAGUCCUGCAGAAGACGUCUCAGAUCCUGCAGUAGCCACACCUGUUACUAUGACAGAACCUGAAGAGCCUGUGUCUGAACCUAGCACAAGCAACAAUAUUCAGGAAGGGGAAGAGGAUUUUAAUGUUGAAGAUACUACUGACGCUUCUACACCAGGACCUUCAUGUUCCAAGAGUAAUGGAUUCCAGCUACCCUCACUGUUGGAAUCUGAUGAUAGCGAGCUGGAAGACUUCCUGGAUGACAUACUAGAACGUGGGCGAAAUUUACUAAGAAAGGGAGCUGCAAAUCGUGUACCUGUUAGUGCAACUUCAAGCAUAUCAACUGCCUUGGAUGCAAGACUAGAAUAUGGAGUGGAGGGAAGUGCUGAGGUGAUGUUGCGCAAACUGACAGCUUUAGGAGCUUAUAAUUUGCCAGUCAGUGUGAAUGCAGCAAUCCAGCCUCCACCUGAAACUGCUAGACAACCAGCUUCUUCUGCGUGGGAUGAGACUAAUUUAGUAAUUUGGCAACAAACUGAUUGCAACCAACCUGACAGCUUGCAAAUGCUGACUGCUUGCUUUGACAAAGUGUUUACAGAAUUACAUCAGCAAAACUCAUGGACAAAUCUGGAAUUGGUGCUACAGUUGUGGUUGACCCUGAAUUUGGAAUCUGCAUGUGAUCCGGGAGUGUUAGGAACAUUUGAUCCAGGGGUUUCUCCUUGUAUAUAUCUCAGUCCAAAUGCAGUGUCAGGACUAAUGGCUGCCUUUGCAUGGCAUCCUGGCAUCUCUCUGCGAGCUUGGUGUUUGGCAUUUCAGAGCUUAACAAUGUUAGCAAACACUCCAUUUGCUGAGGCUGGAUCACCAGAAGCAGCUGCCUCCUGGGCACCAGAGACAGUAGAGGAAAUUGAAAACUCGCUAAGAGGCAUGGCCAAGAUAAUUGUUGGUGAUCCACAGUUUGUGCCCAUGUUGCUACGUUUUCUCUCUGGUUCUGGAUUGAACACUGGAACUUACUCUGCUAAAGGAUGCGCUGGACCAUCUGUUUGUCAUGCCCUCCAUGAUUUCCUUGUGAGACUACAGAUGAGGUGUGAUGUUGUGACAAUUACCAGUAAAUAUGGAAAUAAACUUAAAGAGUUACUGCUGAAACUAGUAUAUCAGUUAGUACAACCUUCAGGAGCCCUGGCUAACCGACAGGGACCGUUGGAUGCUCAGUGCAAACUUGUUGAAUUACUACUCAAUCUCAACUUUGCUAACAUUGAUUUGAGCACAGCCAUGAGUAUUCUUGAAUCAGUUGGUGUUUUGGUUUACACAUAUAUCUUGAGCCUAGAGAAAGUUAAAUGUCGCAGUGUAUCAGAAUCGAAUGUGAUUGCUUCCUCAUGUUUUGGUGGCCUGUUUGCUUCUGUGCUGGGAGGUGAAACAAAGCAAGGAAAACCAGCAUCAUGGGAUGCUCUCCUAUGCAGCUUGCUGAAAUUAGUCAACAAAUUGAUCCAAACACCUCUGGUCUCUCAUACACAUGCAGUUAGGCAGGCAGAGAGUAUGGAGGUAUUGGAUUGUCAGUCAGGUCACCUAGCAGCAGGAAAUUCCCAGUUGGAUAACAAUGAUAUGUGUCAGACGGACGAGCAUAAGGCUGCUGAACAACAGAACUCUGUUGAUGUACGUCAACCGCAGGGUGUAAGGCAGGAGGUAAAGGUGCCUUGUGUUGCAGAUACAGUGUUGCAGCAUCAUCCAACUAUGCUGAGACUGUUGAGCGCUCUGGCAGGCUGCAGUGGUUCUACCUUAGCAAUGCUUCUUGGAUCUGCUGCACCCCCUGAACAAUUGGCACUGGGUGAAUUUGGAGAGCCAUUGUCCGUAGGGGAUGCUGUAUUCCAGCUGUUGGCCAUGUUGGCUCGGAAGGCUACUUCACCACAGUUGAUCCUCAGGCCCUUGUUUGAUUUUCUGUCUUCUGCAUGCAAUGCGCAGCCUCCUGUGGGUGCAGUUGGUGUAAUGCAGCUCUCAGAACCUCUUCUGUGGUUUAUUUUACGAGUAAUAGAUAAGGAGAGUGCCCUGGAAGAAUUCAACAGAAUGGGGGGUGUCAGGGUGAUCUGUGAGAAUCUGGUAAAGAGUAACCAGGCCCUGAUAAACGCACAUCCAAGCUUGGUGUCUGUAGUAAUGCAACAUUUUAGCCAUGCUCCCCCUAGCAGUUCCCUCAACAACAAAAAACUGCCAAGUCCAAUUGAGAUGUAUGAGGGACUCCUAAAUUUUGCUCCUUUAGGUACCAUAAGUUCAAGCAAUCCUACAGCUCAACCAGCCGAUGUUUUAAUACAGUCUGUGCCCCCUCAUCGAAGAGCACGAACUCCAGCCUGGUCCUAUCAUUUCUAUCCAGAUGAAACUUGGGUAGACCUCACUCUGACUCUUCCAUGUGCCGUGUUGUUGAAGGAGGUGCAGUUACAGCCGCACCUCACUUCAUUGGCGACUUGUCCAUCAGCUGUAGCUGUGGAAGUGUCUCGGGAUAGCAGCUCAGGUCUCGUCCCAGUUUGUCCGCCACUGUCAACAAGUGGACUCACCUUUGUUCGCCUCAGUCUGCCUCAGCCUGAGAUAGUCACUAGCGUUCUUGUGAGAUUGUAUAAACCACGUGACUCGUCUAAUAUUGGAUUAUCUCAGAUUCGACUUCUCGGUUCUACUACCUUUGGUGAAACAGUUUUUAGGACUGCUAAUAUGGAUGUCCCAGAUGAAGAACAACUCACAAAAUCAAGUUUGGGCUGGUUAAGGUUGCUACACCACUGCCUUAGUUUGCCCAGUCAGGAGUCUGAGUUAGCAACCGCAGUAAUCACGUCAACAGCGAGUGUUUCUGGUCUUCUGGAAGCAUGUUGUGGUCUGUUGUUGAUUCCUGCACCUUCACCUUCACUCUUUACCCCCAACUUGGAGCGAGUUCUGCUUAAACUUGGCCUACAUAAUCGUGAACUGGGACUGAAGCAGAUAAAUACUCUUCUUAGAAAUGGAGCGGCAGCUUUUCUUCAAGGAUCAUUGCCUGUUGGUCAGUCCAGUUCAUCAACAUCUGCUGUUGUAGAUUCAGUAGUGGAGCUCUUGUACCAGUUAUGCACCACACAGGAUGAGGCCACGAAAGACAGAGUGAACACUUUGCUCUCCUGGUUGCAUGAAACUGCAGGUGCAGCUGUGCAGAAUAAGCAGUACAUGCAUGCUGGAAGUGCUGAAAUAUGGUCACCGUCAUCAGCAUACGUACAUAGUGCUGCAGCUAUCUUGUGGGCAGGGCACGAGUCUGGAGUCAAUUAUGAUCUACCAGGAAUGGUUACAACAGAUUUGUUCAGUAUUCUGUACAAAUGGACAUUAAUUUUGCCAGCACAUUCAGCAUUAAAGAAAGCCAUCGACACAUUAUUGUGUUCUAUGUGUUACAUUAAACCGGCUCUUUUUCCAACUCUGCUUCAGCGUAUGGGUGUGUUGGUACCCAACUUGGCAACACACCACAGUGCUUCCAUCUCUGAUGACAGGAAGGACCAUGAAUUGGAUGAAUUGUAUGCUUCAAUCUCGGAUGACUCAAAAGAGUUGGUUAUAGGGAAUGAACAAAGUUGUGAUAUUGGAGAAUGGUAUAAUCAUCUGAUGAUCCAGGACCUUCAUAGAAUGAGGCUGAGUGAAUGUCAGUUGAUGACCGUAGCAAUGGCGUGUCAGUCACCACCAGCUAUUCACCAGUUGUUGGAUUCAGGCUUACCAACUCUGUUGAUACAUGGUGUCCUAGAAUUUUGCAGCUGGAUGCAAUGCUUUGGAAAGAAUAACCACAGAUAUGAUGACAAGGAACAGAAUUUAUCUUCAGGAAAGCGACAAGUGAACCAGUCGCGAAUGACAGAUGCAGAUAAGGCAAGUGGAAAGGAGGGAAGAAAUCAUCUGCUUACAAACUCUCAAGGUUUGCCGAUGCUGAGAGUUGACACGAUGGCCAUGGUUCUCAACUUCUUUGCAGAAGUGUGUGCUGAAGGUCACAUGAGAGACUGGUUGGGCUCUGCUGAAGGUUCUGUAUUCUGGCUGCCACUUCUGAGUCUCUUGUGCAACAAAUCUAACUCUGCUGACAGUGGGGAUUUUGAAGGACAGAGCAGGGGUGACCUCACAAGUGAAUCAUUUUCUGCCUUGGAAUCUGCUACGGUCAAGUUCCUGUCUCGAUGCUGUUGGUGCCAUCCAUCGAAUCAGCAGUUACUUUCCAGGGUUCUUUGUGAUGUAAUCAGCCAGCAGAAGACUGUGCAUCAAAAUGUCACAUUUCUGCAUGGAAUUUCUGGCUUUACACGUCGCUUGGUGCUACAACUCCUUCUGGAGAAUGAAAAGCUUUUCGUGUUUGUGAAAGCCAACUUCCCUCUUCAGCGCAGCAGUCUUGCUGUGACAAUGAGUGCUCCAUACCAACCUCGUUAUGGUGUUGGCCACCAGCAUCAACUUCUGUAUCUAAGCACACAGGCAACCUGUGCUGACAUACUAAAACAUGUGUCAGCAUCAGGAAAUUUGCUUCCUUUGUUGGGAGACACGAAGGUCAGUGAAAACAACGUGGCAAGUCUUAGUGGCAGCAAGGAAUCACGGAAGGAGUUAUGGGAGAUCGGACUAGGACUUGUCGAUCAGUUGUCUGUGGCAGCAGGAGUAACAGCCAAGGACAAACGAGUCAAGGAUGCAAAGAAUGCUGCAGCUGCUGGCAGUCGAUCACCUUUUGCUAAGAAGUCUCGUUCAAGUGGAUUCACAGAUUCAACAUCACCUACAGCAUCAUUUAUGUCAGGAUUGUCAGUUCCGCAGCAAACAUUGCAGCACUCUAUGUGCCCUGGUGUGUCAUUGCCUGGUCAGAUGACACUGUCUCAGCUUCUUGCAUUAGCGCAAGAGCAGGGAGAAUCCCUCAGCACUCCCUGUAUUGCCCUUACACUUACACAGCAUGCCAAAACUACAUCGAAUAAAGAAACCAAAGGUGCUACUUCGAAAGAUGAAUGUGACGAGUUGCUGUCUUACCCCGGCCUACCCACGCCUCUGCAGGUGUUCACUCAGCAGGGGGGUUUGGCGCUGUUAGCACAACACCUACCAUUGGUGUACCCUGAAACGCUCCGUUACUCUACUCCAGACAAAGUUUUAACUCCAGAUGCACUUGAUGCUGAGUGGGUCAAAGUUGAUGCCAGUGAUGACAUCUAUGAGGUUAAU
Molecule: messenger RNA, 13194 nt
Organism: Zootermopsis nevadensis
Lineage: Eukaryota; Metazoa; Arthropoda; Insecta; Blattodea; Termopsidae
Source: RefSeq, a predicted model, not a curated record